CAGUAGAUACGUUCAAACAUGCUAGGCCACACAAUGCAAGUCCAGUCCUGCAAUAUUAUCCAGCCAAUAUCUGCGGCGUCGCCGGCAAAAUCGUCACUGCCGGCGAACAGAGUUUCUUUACCGGUUAAAACUCCGCGAGCAAUCUCGAUCACCGCUCCAAGUGACCUAGUUUCAACCACGGACGUUAUAGACGACUCAACGGCUGCGUUCCGAGACUAUCAAUCUCUCUGGGUGUCGCAGCGCUCGGAGACGGCCGCUCCGGUCACCCUCCGUGUCGUUGACGGUGCGGUACCGGCGGAGUUCCCAUCUGGAACGUACUAUCUCACCGGACCGGGGCUCUUUUCCGACGAUCACGGGUCCACGGUGCACCCUCUGGACGGUCAUGGGUACUUGAGAACAUUCACAAUUGAUGGGGCCAAGGGAGAGGUCAAGUUCAUGGCUAGGUACAUAGAGACGGAGGCUCAGGUGGAGGAGAGGGACCCGGAAACCGGGCGGUGGCGGUUCACCCACCGGGGACCGUUUUCGGUGUUGAAAGGUGGCAAGAUGGUUGGGAACACUAAAGUGAUGAAGAAUGUUGCAAAUACUAGUGUGGUGAGGUGGGGAGGGCGGCUGUUUUGCUUGUGGGAAGGCGGAGAGCCUUACGAAAUUGAGUCAAGGACGUUGGAGACUGUUGGGAAGGUCGACGUGAUCAACGGCGGCGGCGAUCAAUCGGCAUCCGGCGGAGGGCUCAAGGCAGACGUCUGGGAUGUGGCUGCAGCAAUGUUGAAGCCAAUCUUGUAUGGAGUGUUUAGCAUGCCUCCGAAACGAUUCUUAUCCCAUUACAAGAUCGAUGCUCGUAGGAAUAGACUCAUGAUCUUGUCAUGCAAUGCAGAGGACAUGUUGCUCCCUCGCAGUCAUUUUACCUUCUACGAAUUUGAUACAAAUUUCAAGUUGGUUCAAAGGAGGGAAUUCACUAUUCCAGAGCACCUAAUGAUCCAUGACUGGGCAUUCACCGAUUCUCACUACAUACUAUUUGGCAAUCGCAUUAAGCUUGAUAUUACUGGGUCAAUGGCAGCAGUGUGCGGGUUAUCUCCCAUGAUAUCGGCGCUAACAGUGAACCCUAGCAAGCCUACUUCUCCCAUAUACUUGCUCCCUCGAUUUCCUGGAGCUCCUGUCGAUCAUGAUCAUCAUGAUCAGUCGAACCGUAACGAGAUCAGAGAUUGGAGAGUACCCAUUGAAGCUCCCUCCCAGAUGUGGGCACUACACAUUGGUAAUGCUUUUGAAGAGACGACUAGGGAUCAUGAGAAUGGGAAUUCUUCUUCUCAGAUUCAAAUUCAAGCCAGUGGCUGCUCUUACCGCUGGUUCAACUUCCAGAAAUUAUUCGGAUAUGACUGGCAAAGUGGCAAACUUGACCCAGCCAUGAUGAAUCUAAACCAAGGGAAAGAGAAGUUACUGCCUCACCUUGUCCAGGUGUCAAUCAACUUGGAUUCAAACGGGAAUUGUGAAAACUGUACAGUGAAGCCAUUGAAUCAAUGGAGCAAAGCUGCAGAUUUUCCCGUGAUAAAUCACGAAUUCUCCGGCAAACGAAACAUGUUCACUUACGCGGCAACUUCGUCCGGUUCUCGACAAGCUCUGCCUCAUUUUCCGUUCGAUACGGUGGUGAAGUUGAACACUCUGGACAAGUCCACCCGCACAUGGUCGGUCGGUACUCGGCGGUUCGUUGGGGAGCCCAUUUUUGUUCCCGGUUCGGGUACGCAAGAAGAUGAUGGUUACAUUCUGGUGGUGGAGUACGCAGUGGCAACACGAAGAUGCUACCUCGUUAUUUUGGAUUCGAAGCGGAUCGGAGAAGCUGAUGCACUCGCUGCAAGACUCGAAGUCCCGAAGAAUCUGAAUUUCCCCCUUGGUUUUCAUGGCUUUUGGGCCCCCUCCUAGAUCUG
Rhododendron vialii is the source of this 1916-nucleotide messenger RNA. RefSeq names its product carotenoid cleavage dioxygenase 7, chloroplastic. The record is from RefSeq and is a predicted model, not a curated record. NCBI's taxonomy places the organism in Eukaryota, Viridiplantae, Streptophyta, Magnoliopsida, Ericales, Ericaceae. Gene Ontology annotation, molecular function: 9-cis-epoxycarotenoid dioxygenase activity. Gene Ontology annotation, biological process: carotene catabolic process. The transcript is spliced from 8 exons. Gene Ontology annotation, cellular component: chloroplast stroma. Bases 19 to 1911 code for a protein of 630 amino acids.